AUGUUUGCGGGUUAUUUGCCGGAUCGUCGAAAAAAGAAAGAUGACGAGGCAAAAAUUAUGGAUGAAGAUGGUGAAAUUGUAAAUGAAGAAGAGUAUGAGCAGAAAAGAAUCAUGAAUCAACAACGGAGUUUGCAGAACUUGAAAGAUGAAGAUAGAAGAAAAUCGGAAAUCAAAGAAUCUUUAGAAUAUCGACCAUGUGCUCCAGAUUCAUAUUCAGACGAUUCUGAAGAGCUUGAAAUGCCAGCAAUCAAACUUCCAGCAAGAUAUACACGAAAAGAAGUGCAAUCAGUUAUGCCACAGAAUAAAAGCUGGAAACAAAAAAGAAUGGAACAAAUGAGAAAUUCAGAAGUGAAACCAGAAGUUGGCUCAAGUUAUGGCUCAUUUCCAAGUGGAAGUUCAAAAAGAUCAAGUGAUGAAGAGUAAGUUUUAGGGAUUUUGAUUUUUUUUUGGUAAUUUUUAUAAAUAAAUAAAUGUUUUUGCAGGAAACCUGAUAUCUGGAGCAAAAAUAAAAAAAGAAACCGAUCAAGAUCAAGAGAACGGGAAUCUUUUCCAGAUAAGAAGAAGCAAAAGAAAAAGCAUAAGAGGCGAUAUCAUUAUUCAUCAUCUUCUGAUUCUUCAUCUUCUGGAUCUUCCCGAUCUCGCUCAAAAUCCUAUCGAAAAUCUUCUCCAACUCCUCAAGUGAAAGCUGCCCCAAAACAAAAAUGGUCUUUUAUUUCUGAUGAAGAAUUUCGGCAUUUGCAUCUUACAUAUUUUGGAUCUUGGAUUCAAACAAGUCGACAACAAGACUUUGAUAAUGUUCAAUUAGGAAUGCCGAAACGAGAAAUGCCCAAAUAUCGGAAUAAUUUUAGGUUUAUUGAGGGACUCGAAACGAAAUCAGAUGAUAGGAAUAAAUUUUAUGUAAGACUUUUAUAAUUUGGAGUUUCAGAAAUCUAUGUGCUCACAGAAGUUUCUGACAAUUUUUGUCGUUGUCGAUUCUUCAUUUCAAAACAUAAUUUCAUUCCAGAAAUACUUCUCUGAAGAGUUUCCCGAAAAAGCAAAAGAGAUCAUGAAAAAGGAAAAGGAAAAACCAUUUUAUGCGCAAUUAUUGAGUUUGGCAAAACAUGUUCCACAAGAAACGAAAUUCAGGAAAAAAUUUUGGAGUACUGAUAGUGAAUUUGGAUUUGUUCCGCUUUCCCAGGAACCAUUGGAGGCAUUUGAAUAUCAGGUAAGAAGAUCUGAAAAGAAUUUGAUAUAUAUUUACAUUUUUUGCAGUCUGAACAAUCUGCAAAACUGAAAAUGAGAUCUGAAAUCGAAGACGAGUUCAGAGCAAAAAGAGUUUAUGAUUAUGAUGAUUCACUCAUAAAAUCAAUAACUGACCUGGAAACUCGUGGAAAAGCAAUCAAUAUGCAAUUAUCUCAAGAACCACAAAAUGUUAAUUUAUGGAUUGAUUUUAUUGAUCUUCAAGAUAAGAUUUAUGAGGCGAAAAAGAUCCAUGCUAUUUGCGAUUCGAGAAAGUCAUUUUUGGAGAGAAAAUAUGAAAUUUUGGCGAGAGCAAUUGAAAGGAAUCGAGCAAAUGUGCAAUUGCAAUUGAUGAAGAUUGAUUUAUUGAUUGAAAUGCAACAAAGUUCCGAAACUGUUUUGGUGGAAUUCAAAAGAGUUACACAUAAUUUCCCGCAUAUUCCAUUGGCUUGGAAUAAGUUUUUGGAUUAUGUUCAAUUUGAUAGUAAUGUGUAUACAUUUUCGAAAAUGGUGAGAUUUUUGGGGAGAAAUGUUUUUUUUUCUCACUUUUAAAGCUGAAAUUUCUGUCCCUAAAAACUUUUGUCACGUUGAAUUUUGCUAUUUUUCAUUUUUUCAUUAGAAAAAAUCCACUGUUUCAAAAAUUUUAAAUAAAUGUUGAAUUGAAAAUUAUUAGUAUUACUUGACAAGUCCGAACAAAUCAGAAAAAAAAUUCCUAGAAAUUUUAAAGAUAUUAUCCGGCAAAAACUACCGAUAAAUAGAUUCCUGGAAAUUUCUUGCCACGUGGAUUUUUUCCAAAAUUUUGCCAUUGAAACAUUUAAAAAAUUCACUGUUUCAAAAAAUUCAGAUAAAUUUUGAACUAAUUCUUUUUUUUAAUGAUCCAUGCCAUUUUCUUGACCUAAAUUGUUUCUUGAAAAUUUAUCUCGAAUCAAUUCUAGAUUUUUUGAAAAAAAAAAUGUUGCCACGUCAUAGCUUUUUUCGCUAGAAAAUUCUGUUCUGACAUGACACACCUGAAUUUUUGCCCAUACUUUUUGCGCUUCGAAAAUUCAGAAAAAUUCCCUAAAACUUUGCACAUGAAAUUUAAAUUUUGCUCAAAAAAAAUGAACAUUUUCCACGUGGAAGCUUUGCAAAAUUUUUCCACAUAAAUAUUUCAAAAAUUCACUGUUUCAAAAAAAUCAGAUAAAUUUUGAACUGAUUCAUAUUAUCAAUGUUCCAGUUGAUAUACUUGACCUAAAUUGUUUCUUAAAAAUUUAUCUCGAAUCAAUUCUACAUUUUUUGAAAAGAAAUUUUGCCACGUCAUAGCUUUUUUCGCUAGAAAAUUCUACUCUGACAUGACAAACCUGACAUCUUGCCCAUACUUUUUGCGCUUCGAAAAUUUCGAAAAAUUCCCUAAAACUUUGCACAUGAAAUUUAAAUUCAGCUAAAAAUGGAAUAUUUGCCACGUGAAAUUUUGCUAUCAGAAAUCCAAAAAUUUCUAUUUCCAAAAUUCACUGUUUCAAAUCUACCUUUUUAAUAAAUAUUCAUUUUCAAUUCUCCAGUUAAUUUCCUUGACCUUAUUUUUUGCCACAUGAAAGCUCUCCAAAAAUUUGACAUCAAAAUAUUUUAAAAAUUCACUGUUUCAAAAAUUUAGAAUACAUUUUAAACUUAUUCAUUUUUUCAAUGAUUUCACAUAAAGUUUAAGUUUUCCCGAUAUUUUUCUAAAUCUUCUUAUUUUCAGGAAAGCAUAUUCGACAAUUGUUUGGAAAAACUGCGUGGUUUAGUUGAUGGAACUCUUCAAUCUCAUGUUCCUUUAAUAACCGACCAUUUAUAUAUAAGAAAAUAUCAACUUUUUGUAUAUAUUCGAUAUUUAAAAUGGCUCAUGAAUUGUGGUUGUGUUUCUCAUGCAAUUGCAAAUAUUCAAGCAACUUUUGAAAUUAAUUUCGGAUAUGGUUUGAAUGAAAUUGGAUUGAAAACACAUCGAGAACGAAUGAAUUUGAUCAAGACAUUUUGGAAGACGAAAUUGCCGAGAAUUGGAGAUAAAGAUGCGAGAGGAGCGAUUCGAGAAUUGGAAAGAGCCAAACAAUUGUCAGAAAAUGAUAUCGAAAAAAUGGAAUUUGAACAAUAUGAUAUUGAUUUGUAUGGAAUGAAAAAUGAGAUUGAUAAUCAGUUGAGAAGAAAUGAUCGAAGUUGGGCUGAAAAUUGGGUGAAUUUCGAGAGGAAUAUGGCGAAUUUUGAGGCCAGAUGUAAAAGGAAUCCGGUUGAAAUUUAUGCAGCAGAAUAUCAAGACGAAUUGGGUUAUGUUGAGGUCGGUUUUUCUUUUAUUUGGGAAAUAAUUAAAGGAAUUUGCGGAAAAGUCAAAAUUUAAGCACAAAACCUGAUUUUCUAUUAAAAAACCUAGAAUUUCGAACAAAAAAUUCGGGAAAAUUGUCUCUAAAUCAAAUUUUUUCCAAAAAUAAUUCAUUUUUUCAGCUCAGCCCGCCAGUCGAAAGUGAAGAACUCCGAAUUUAUUAUCAUCCACCUGAUGAAACAGAAUUUGAUUUUGUUCAGCCGCUUCUCGAACUUCUCGGAUCGAAAUUCUCGGUUUCGGUGAGUUUUUUCGAUGUAACUCAAAUUAUUAGGAUAUUUAAAUCUAUAAAAAGAAAUAUCAAAAAGAUGAUAUUUUUGAAAAUACAAAUAUUUUAGUUGAAACAGUAGAUUUUUUAGAAAAAAACUUUACAAAUAUUUUUUUUCGUCGAAGAAUUUCAAAAGAGAAAUUAAAACCAGUUCAUUUUUAGUUCUCUAAUUUUUUUUUGAAACAGUAGAAUUUUUUGAAUUUUCCAAAUUUUCAGACAAAUUAUUGGUGUACCAGCGAAGAAUUGUUCGAAUCUUGGCGAGACGCGGAUCCUGAAAAUCAAUUCAAUUUCGAUCGAAUUCCCACAUACACUGAAAAUUUCUGUCGAAAAUUGGCCACAAAUAUCAUUGAUUAUUUGGUGAGAUAUGAAUUCAUCGUAAAUCGAGCCCGAAAAAUUCCACAAGAAAAAGUGAUGAAAUUAUUGAUUGCCUCGAUUUUGACGAAAUCAUCGAAUAUGGAAAGAAAUCGAGAAAAUGAGAUUUGGAAGUUGCAGCCGAAAGAGUUGAAAAUUAUGUUGAAUGAGGUUUUGACACCGUAUGGAAGUAUUAUUCAAGAAAAUCCGAUUAUUGGAAAAGUUUUGCCACUUUUUGCUGUCAAAAAGGUAGGCGCAUUUUCAAAAUUUCUAUUAAAUAAAGAAUCUGCGUUCGGGGGGAAUCGAACCCCCGUCGAAUGCUUGGAAGGCAUCCAUGCUGACCAUUACACCACGAACGCGAUAUGAAAAUUAUUGAAGAAAUUUCGGAGAUAUCAAAACUGUGUAUUUGGAAAUCGUGAAAAUAACCGGUUUUUGCGAGAAAAUCCGAUAUCCAAUGUAGUUUUGAUAUCUCCGAAAUUUCUGCAAUAAUUUUCAUAUCGCGUUCGUGGUGUAAUGGUCAGCAUGGAUGCCUUCCACAGCGAAAUUCUGGUAUAUGUGCGGCAGGUGUGCGGCAGAUAUCCCGAGGUUGGCAUGACUUCCGCAGGAGUGCGGCAGAAGUUGUGGAAUUUUGGCAGAUCUGCCGCAGGUCUGCCAAGAUAUUUUUCACUUUUUUGUAUUAUAAUGAAAAGAAUGCCCAUAAGUUGAGAGUAUGGUGGAAUUUUAAUUGAUUAUUUGUAUAAAAUAGAUACAUAAGUUGACCUAAUAUGGAGAAAAAUUUAUGGCUCGUAGGAUUUUUCAAAUGUAACAUGCAAUUUUCAUUAGAAGUCGCAAAAUUACCUCACUACAUAGUUUCGGAUUAUUUCCAACUUCGACACAAGUCGACACAAUGAAGAGAAUAUUUGAAUUUUAUUGUUUUGAAAUUAAUCAGAAGACAGGACGAUAAAAUAAUUGCAACGUUUUUCCAAAAAAAUAUCUAGAUAUUCGAAGGGCUCUUAUAUUGGCCUAAUACGGUUCUCAAUUUUUUGAAAACUCCAAGACAAUUUUCUAAUAGUCUUAAAAUGUCCCGGGAACUCACUGAAUUUUUUUUAAGCCAGGGGAAAUUUUCUAAAGGCCUUAGAGUGGCCCGGGAACUCACUGAAUUUUUUUUGAGAUCGUGAAAAAUUUCUAAAGGCCUUAGAGUGGCCCGGGAACUCACUGAAUUUUUUUAAGCCUGGGGAAAAUUUCUAAAGGCCUUAGAGUGGCCCGGGAACUCACUGAAUUUUUUAAGCCUGGGGAAAAUUUCUAAAGGCCUUAGAGUGGCCCGGGAACUGACUGAAUUUUUUUUUAGCCUGGGGAAAAUUUCUAAAGGCCUUAGAGUGGCCCGGGAACUCACUGAAUUUUUUUAAGCCUGGGGAAAAUUUCUAAAGGCCUUAGAGUGGCCCGGGAACUCACUGAAUUUUUUUUGAGAUCGUGAAAAAUUUCUAAAGGCCUUAGAGUGGCCCGGGAACUCACUGAAUUUUUUUAAGCCUGGGGAAAAUUUCUAAAGGCCUUAGAGUGGCCCGGGAACUGACUGAUUUUUUUUGAGAUCGUGAAAAAUUUCUAAAGGCCUUAGAGUGGCCCGGGAACUGACUGAAUUUUUUUUAAGCCUGGGGAAAAUUUCUAAAGGCCUUAGAGUGGCCCGGGAACUCACUGAAUUUUUUAAGCCUGGGGAAAAUUUCUAAAGGCCUUAGAGUGGCCCGGGAACUCACUGAAUUUUUUUUAAGCCUGGGGAAAAUUUCUAAAGGCCUUAGAGUGGCCCGGGAACUGACUGAAUUUUUUUUUAGCCUGGGGAAAAUUUCUAAAGGCCUUAGAGUGGCCCGGGAACUCACUGAAUUUUUUUAAGCCUGGGGAAAAUUUCUAAAGGCCUUAGAGUGGCCCGGGAACUCACUGAAUUUUUUUAAGCCUGGGGAAAAUUUCUAAAGGCCUUAGAGUGGCCCGGGAACUCACUGAAUUUUUUUAAGCCUGGGGAAAAUUUCUAAAGGCCUUAGAGUGGCCCGGGAACUCACUGAAUUUUUUUUAAGCCUGGGGAAAAUUUCUAAAGGCCUUAGAGUGGCCCGGGAACUCACUGAAUUUUUUUUAAGCCUGGGGAAAAUUUCUAAUGGGGUGAGUCAAUCGAAUUAAUCGACGUUUCUUGGCAAAAAAUGCGAUUAAUUGCAUAAAAAAUAGAAUUUAUUUGACCUAUAUUUUAAAACGUGGCCUAUAUUAGUUGGAUUUAUCAACAAAAAAAUUUCUUCUCUCAUUUUUCUCUCAUUUCGAAAUGAAUUUUAAAAAAUAAGCAGUGAAUUUGGAAAACGUUUCAAAAAAGAGGUCAAAUAAAUUCUAUUUCGUAUCGCAAUUCCUCAUUUUUGAAUGCAAUUAAUUGCAAAAAAAGAUGGAAUUAAUCAACAAAAACGUGAAAAAAUCGCACAAAAAAAAACUCGCGUCAAAAAAUAAAAUUGACUCACCCCAUAAUAGUAAUAAAAUGGCUCGAGAAGUCACUAAAUUUUUUAUUAACAGGUUAAUUUUGAAAAAAAGGUUCUUCACAGUGUAAAUUUUUGCUUGAAAAAUCUGUGCUGUGUUAAAUUUUGAAUAUUUUGAAAUUUUUCAGCAAAAAAUCUGCUGAAAAUCGAAGUACUUUUUUCGUGAUAAAUACUCUAUCUUAGAAAUUUGCAAAAUAAGCAUCAGAAUAGUUUUCUCAUGAUUUCGGCUUCAGAAAAGUCCAUUCAGAUGUAAUAAACAAUUUUCGGAGUAAAUGGAGUCGUGAAUACUUCUUGCAACCAAAUUCUUGUAUUUUGCGAGCCUAGCAAUAUUAUUUUUAGGUGUCAAUUCAUAACCAUUUUGUUCAGAACGAGAUUUUGCGUCGCAUAGUUUAGAUAACUUUUUGCGAAAACUAACGUGUUCUGUUCACGUAAAUAAAACCGAAACAAAGGCGCACACAAUAAUUCAGAAAGGUCCCACACGGAAACGCGCUUGUGUGUACUUCUCCCGGACAAUUUACAAAAUUUUUUUCUUUUUUUUUUGCUUUCUGCUGUUGUUUUGUUUUUAUGUGUUUAUUAAUGAAAAUGUAGAGGUAAAUUACGAAAUGUUAGAUUUCUAAUCAGCCUUUCAAGUUAGUUUAACAAUAUUAGGUCUAUAAAAUUUCAUAGAGCUCAUCAGAUAACCGACUAAUUCGAUUUAUUCAUCUGAACUUGAUAAUUGACAAGAGGACGGAAUUGCUGUCAUACCAGUCCUACCCGAUGUUGUUUAACGACAGUUUAAUUAGUUCAUUGAACCUGAAUCACCCUCAAAAAUCUAUAAUUUGAUGCCUGACACCGGAGAAGAAGUAGAAAAACUGAAAAAGCGCAGAAAUGAGCAAAAUAGAAAAACAGGCAUUUCAGUUUUUCUUCAGCUGAUAGGACAAUUAGGACAGCCAUUCCCUUUCUUGAGGUAACCUGUAAACCAGUUGAAAGCUUGUUCGGAUUCUUAAAUUCUAUUACAAUAAAUGUCUAAUUCGUCUUUGAAAUGUUUCCACAUUUCCCUCGAGAGAACUUUUAUCGUUCUUUGGUGAGAAAUGGUAUUUAUGAAAAUAGGUUUAAGUUGCCUAUUCAGUGUCGAAAUUUGUUGUAAGUAGACUUUUGGAGCCACUCUUCAGCUAAAUUGUUAUGUCCUUUAGAAUGAAUAUAGUUACAAAUAACUUCGAGGUCAAAAAUAAUGAACUUUCUUUCAUAUUUUCAUUUAUUUUCUAUGCAAAUUGUUCUUCUCUUAGUGUUCUGUCAAUAUAUUCUUUCAGGAGUUACAAUCAACAAUCUCAGGAUUUGCGGAAAGCGGGAAAAAUCAUGGUACGUCUUUUUUUGUGAUUUUAAAAUUUGAGAAAUUUUGAAUCCUCUAUCCGUAAAGUUUGAUUAUUCACUUGAAUGUAAAAGUUUGGUUAUUCACUCAAAAUUUCAGAAUAUUUUGACAUUUCUGGCGUCUAUAUUUGCUCACCAGUGUUUUAGGUGUCCCGGGAGAUUUUCAAUAAGAAAUGUACCUUCGUAAAUAUACAGUUUCACUCUGAGCCCUUUUGUCAGUGUUUGUCUGAAGAGCAUAAUACCUAAGCUAAUUAGCCAAAUGUUUUACUUUUCGGACAAACACUGACAGUCAGUUUAGCAGCAAUUUGUUCAUCUUCGUUGUCGUUUAUUUUUCUAGAGAAAUUCUUAACAUAACAAACCCCAGCCAAUCCGUUUUAGGCUAGGAUACUGAAAAAAUAAUGAAAUUUCAGUUUCUGAAAGCACAGCUCGGCCAAAAUCGUGGUUUCCGAAAUAAACAAUUGUACGCUAACUUAUAGGCCUUUAGAAAUUUUUCACGAUCUCAAAAAAAAUUCAGUGAGUUCCCGGGCCACUCUAAGGCCUUUAGAAAUUUUCCCCAGGCUUAAAAAAAUUCAGUGAGUUCCCGGGCCACUCUAAGGCCUUUAGAAAUUUUCCCCAGGCUAAAAAAAAAUUCAGUCAGUUCCCGGGCCACUCUAAGGCCUUUAGAAAUUUUCCCCAGGCUUAAAAAAAAUUCAGUGAGUUCCCGGGCCACUCUAAGGCCUUUAGAAAUUUUCCCCAGGCUUAAAAAAAAUUCAGUCAGUUCCCGGGCCACUCUAAGGCCUUUAGAAAUUUUCCCCAGGCUUAAAAAAAUUCAGUCAGUUCCCGGGCCACUCUAAGGCCUUUAGAAAUUUUCCCCAGGCUUAAAAAAAAUUCAGUGAGUUCCCGGGCCACUCUAAGGCCUUUAGAAAUUUUCCCCAGGCUUAAAAAAAAUUCAGUCAGUUCCCGGGCCCCUCUAAGGCCUUUAGAAAUUUUCCCCAGGCUUAAAAAAAUUCAGUGAGUUCCCGGGCCACUCUAAGGCCUUUAGAAAUUUUCCCCAGGCUUAAAAAAAUUCAGUCAGUUCCCGGGCCACUCUAAGGCCUUUAGAAAUUUUCCCCAGGCUUAAAAAAAUUCAGUGAGUUCCCGGGCCACUCUAAGGCCUUUAGAAAUUUUCCCCAGGCUUAAAAAAAAAUUCAGUCAGUUCCCGGGCCCCUCUAAGGCCUUUAGAAAUUUUCCCCAGGCUUAAAAAAAAUUCAGUCAGUUCCCGGGCCACUCUAAGGCCUUUAGAAAUUUUCCCCAGGCUUAAAAAAAUUCAGUGAGUUCCCGGGCCACUCUAAGGCCUUUAGAAAUUUUCCCCAGGCUUAAAAAAUUCAGUCAGUUCCCGGGCCACUCUAAGGCCUUUAGAAAUUUUCCCCAGGCUUAAAAAAAUUCAGUCAGUUCCCGGGCCACUCUAAGGCCUUUAGAAAUUUUCCCCAGGCUUAAAAAAUUCAGUGAGUUCCCGGGCCACUCUAAGGCCUUUAGAAAUUUUCCCCAGGCUUAAAAAAAAUUCAGUCAGUUCCCGGGCCCCUCUAAGGCCUUUAGAAAUUUUCCCCAGGCUUAAAAAAAUUCAGUCAGUUCCCGGGCCACUCUAAGGCCUUUAGAAAUUUUCCCCAGGCUUAAAAAAAUUCAGUCAGUUCCCGGGCCACUCUAAGGCCUUUAGAAAUUUUCCCCAGGCUUAAAAAAUUCAGUCAGUUCCCGGGCCACUCUAAGGCCUUUAGAAAUUUUCCCCAGGCUUAAAAAAAUUCAGUCAGUUCCCGGGCCACUCUAAGGCCUUUAGAAAUUUUCCCCAGGCUUAAAAAAAUUCAGUGAGUUCCCGGGCCACUCUAAGGCCUUUAGAAAUUUUCCCCAGGCUUAAAAAAAAUUCAGUCAGUUCCCGGGCCCCUCUAAGGCCUUUAGAAAUUUUCCCCAGGCUUAAAAAAAUUCAGUCAGUUCCCGGGCCACUCUAAGGCCUUUAGAAAUUUUCCCCAGGCUUAAAAAAUUCAGUGAGUUCCCGGGCCACUCUAAGGCCUUUAGAAAUUUUCCCCAGGCUUAAAAAAUUCAGUCAGUUCCCGGGCCCCUCUAAGGCCUUUAGAAAUUUUCCCCAGGCUUAAAAAAUUCAGUCAGUUCCCGGGCCACUCUAAGGCCUUUAGAAAUUUUCCCCAGGCUUAAAAAAAUUCAGUGAGUUCCCGGGCCACUCUAAGGCCUUUAGAAAUUUUCCCCAGGCUAAAAAAAUUCAGUCAGUUCCCGGGCCACUCUAAGGCCUUUAGAAAUUUUCCCCAGGCUUAAAAAAUUCAGUGAGUUCCCGGGCCACUCUAAGGCCUUUAGAAAUUUUCCCCAGGCUUAAAAAAAUUCAGUCAGUUCCCGGGCCACUCUAAGGCCUUUAGAAAUUUUCCCCAGGCUUAAAAAAAAUUCAGUGAGUUCCCGGGCCCCUCUAAGGCUUUUAGAAAAUUUUCCCGAGCUCUGUCUGCUAAAAAUAGAAAUAAAGAAGUAAAUCAUUAAAAAUAUUUUCAGACUUCCAUAACCUUCCGCCCAUUUCUUCUCAUUCUUCAUCUUUUUUAGGUCAGUUUACUUAUGUAUUUUUCCGUAAUUACAAAAACCGUAGUUUUUUCAUCAACGUUUUUACAGAAACUUCACACAGGAUUCAGCAACUUGGGCGAAUUCGAGGAGGAUAUCAAUUGCGGGUAAUUUUUUGUUAUUUUUUGAAAAUUUUCGCGCAAAAACUUUAAUUUUCGAAUUUUGAAUUUUGAAAGCACAGAAGUCUUGAAUGUUCAACAAAAAAUGACCUAAAAAUCAAAAAUCAGGUUUGAUUUUUCAAGAUUUCCUGAUUUUUGGCCCCAAACUUUCCGAAUUUUCUUUUACAAGAGGCUCACCCAUCACCCAUUAUCUCGGAAAAAUAACAGCCCGUUAUUUUUUUUAACAUUUGGAAAUUCAAAUUUUUGUUUGGGAUAAUCGAGCUUUUACAAUUUUGCCAUAUCGAAAUUCAGGUCUAAGACCUGGUCUUUAUGACCAUCUAGAAGUUCACCCGCGCUUCAGAAAAAUUCAGAGACUUCUCAAGCUAUUAUAAGACCAUUUAGAAAUUUGCCCCAGGCUUCAAAAAAAAAUUCUGCUGCUCAAAAAGCCAAAAUUAAUGUCACUCUAUUUUUGUUUUCAGAGAAACGACUUCACCUAUCAAUCAAACAAUAAUCAGUCACCCGCAUCACCUACAUACCCGAGGAUCUUCUAAUUAUUACAUUUUUAUAUGUUUAAUAAAUAUUGUUAGUGAAAUCAAGAUAGUUUAACUAAUUGCGAUGAAAAAUACUAAGCAGAGCGGAAAAUUUGAUUAAAAGCUGCGACAUGCCUGCCGCACUUCUGCCGGCAGGUCCUGCCGGCAUGUACCUCACAGUACUACCGCAGAUUCGACCUCGGCAGGAGUUCGGCAGGACUGCGGCAGAUCUACCAGAAUUUCGCUGUGUCCAAGCAUUCGACGGGGGUUCGAUUCCCCCCGAACGCAGAUUUUGGAGAAUUUUGAAUUGAAAAAUUUUUCUGAAUUUCGAAACUUAAUUUCCAACAUCAUUGUCGUGAAUCUUAAUACAUUUCUAAAAUUAUCCCAGCUCAAAUGUUUUCUAUGAAACAGUGAAAUUUUUUUGAAUUCAGAUUUCAAAAUUUUUAUUCUAAAACGUUUUUGAAACAGUGAAAUUUUGAAAAUACAUUUCAAAUUUUUAAAUCACUUCUAACUGCCAAAAAAAUAGUCAAUUCAAAUUUUUAUCUCAAACCCUAUCUAAUUAUUCAUUUUCCAGUACCUCGAAUGGUAUCGAAUUGCAAAACAAAAAAUGGCAGCAAUCAAAUUGGAAAUCGAAAAUUGUAAACAGCGACGAGUUCUCACCUCAUUAUAUUUGGACGAAGACGAUGAGAAACGAAUGAAUAGACAGAUUGUGAAAACUGUUCAUAAGAUUUUGCAAGAGUUUUCGCCAUUGUGGACUCAAGGAUCGAGUCAAAUUGGACCCAAUGUUUCAUUGGCUGAUAUUCAAAUUCAUCUUUUUGCUGUUUUGUUGAGAUUGAAUGUGAGUUUUUGGGGAAUGUUUGGGGAGAAAAAAGAAGCUACUGAUAUUUUCAAGAAAAAUUUUUUCGCGUCAAAAAAAAUUAGAAAAAAAUUCACUGUUUCAAAAAUUGUUUUUAAGAAUUUGAAAGUUUUCAAUAAAUAAUAAUGAUGACGCUUCAUUGGUUAUUUUUUGAGAGAAAAAAUUCCUCGUGGAUUUUUUGGCUUCAGAAAAGAUUAUUUUUUGAUAUUUUCGGCUUCGGAAGAAAAUUGGAAUUUGGAAAAGGUUCUGAGAAUUUUUGGGGAUGAAGCUACUGAUAUUUUCAAAAAAUGGGUUUUUGCGUCAAAAAAAAUUAUAAAAAAAAUUCACUGUUUCAAAAAUUGUUUUUAAAAAUUAUAAAUUUUUCAAUGAAUGAUAUUGAUGUGCUUGUAAUAUUUCUAGAAGCAUAGAAACACAUAUUGAUCAGAUCAAGUUUACUUCCCCUUAAAAAUCCCUUGGUUUUUUUCGCAGAUGACCUCCUCAACACAACGUGAAUUAUGUUUGACAAUUCUGGCACCCCAAAUUCUCGAAGUUCCUCUCGACCAAAUCGAUAUGCAAAAUAUUGAACUCAUCAAAACAGCCAUUUUCAAAUUGAGAGACACAAUGGAACUACGCGAGAAAAGAGAGCAAUUUUCAAUGAUUUCGGUUUUGCCGAAACCAAGUGUUGUUUGUCGAUGUUUUGAAGCGAUUUUGAAGUUCACUAUGCGUAAGUUUUCACUGUUUCAAAAUAUUAUGAGAUUAAUUUUGGGCAAUUUCUAUAAUUGAUACAUGGGUUCAUAGUUAAAAAAACAAAGUAUCAACAUUUUUCAAAGAAAAAGUUAAACAGCCUUUAUCUGUAAAAUUAUUAGUAUAUUUCUAGUGAUUUAAUAAAAAUUUCUAGCAAUUUUUAUAUUAAGUGGUCACAAUUUUGCACUGGGAAAUUUCGAAAAUUUCACUGUUUUAAAAUAUUUUAAAAUUAUUUUAUACCUAUUUUUGAUAAUACGUGAGGCUAAUUUCCCCGGUUUUGAAAAAGAAACAUUUUUUGAGUCAUCAUGAGAAUCUGGAAUGAAAAAAGUUCAUUUUCCAAAAAUUAUAUUUUUACAGUCGGAACUGGAGAAAAUGAGAAGAUAGAAAUUGGAACAAUAUGUCAGAACUCAAUCAAUUUCAUAAAUACAUUGGAUUUAUCAAAAGAAAAUGAAAUAAUAGAUGGAAAAUUGAUAAUGGAUCAAUUGUUGAAUGAAUUGACUGAAACGAAAGAGCGAAAAACACUUCACCUGGAAACAUAUAAAAAAGUCCUUCAACAAGCUCUCAAGAAAUUCCGCUCGGAAAUUCGAUAUUCGAGAAAAUAUGUGGAUGAUAUGACGAGUUCGACGGCCAAAAAAAUUGAACUGCAGAAGAAUUUGAAUGCGGUGAAGGAGAGAUUUUAUGAGAUGAGAAGAUGUCGAUUUGGUAAGGGAAUAGUUUGGGGGAAUUUUUUUUCAAAUUAAAAAUUUCAAAUUCACAUUCUUAGGAAAAUGUCCUCAAAAAACCCAGACUUUAUCCAAUAAAAAACAUUUUUCAAAAAUAACCCAAAAAAAUAGGUUUCAAAAUUAUUAGAAUUUUUUUUUGGAUAUUAUUUUUUGUUUGGCAUUCGAAUUUCGUUAACAUAAAAAUCUUUCAUUUUUUCACAGAAAAACAUUUUUGAUGUUCUCUAGAAUUGUCUGAAAUUUAUGAUUAAAAAUUUAAUUUCCAAAAAAUACUUCGAGAAUUUUUAAUCAACAGCAAAAUUCCUUAAAAACCAUAGAUUUUUCCAGAAAAAUAUAUUUUCAAUUAAAAUUCAUAACGAUUUCUUUUCUUGGGAACAAAAACAAAGGAAAAAUAGGUUUCAAAAUUAUUUGAAUUUAUUUUCAGAUAUAAUUUGUUUUGGUUUCUGUAUCUCUUUUCUUCAAAAAACCUUUUUUGCAGACCCCGAAGUUGAAGUAAAUCUUCAAAUAAUUUCAAUGGUCCGAAUGUAUGGAGCGCUCAAAAUUUACAUGAAAAAUCAGGAAUUCGGAUCAAUUCGAUCACUUUUGAAACAAUUUGAAGCAGAAGCUGUAAUAAUGAAUGAAUCCACUUUUUGGAGACUUGCCCAGAAAAUUGCGGCGAAAAUUGAGGGAAAUCGAAAAGAAUUGAUUGGUUUACAUGUUAGAGCGAAUGGAUUUGUUGGAUGGGCAAGGAAUUUGCAUAUUGAUCGAAUUGAGGUACAACCGACGGAUACGGUCUUAGAGGAUGUUUUGUAAGUUUUUUUUUUAAGGAAGGGAGGGGAUAAAAAUCUGGGAAAUCUCAAUUUUCAAGUGAAAAAUUGCUCCCGUUGCUCUUUAUUGGUUCAUUUCGAUGUAUUAUACAAAUAUUGCUAUUUUCCAAAAUCUCAAUAUUAGUAUUUUUGAAACAGUGAGAAUUUGCAAAAAUUAAUUUUCACAUAAUUUUCAUUUUUGAAAUUCUUUGUAGUUUUCCAAUAAUAUCAAAUUUUGAAAAAAAAAAGAAUUAAACGAUCAAAAAUCAACCCUCAUCCGAAAAUAUCAGGAAAUCUUGAAACAGUAAAAAAAAUCUAAUUUUUGUUUUUCUAGGACUAAUUUUAGAACAUUGUAAUUUUCCAACAAAUUUCAAAAACAAAAAAGGAGGUUGAUCAAAAAUCCACCUUAUCCAAAAUUAUCAGAAAAUUUUGAAACAGUAAAAUUUUCCUACCCCUUAAUGUAAAAUUUAUAAAUCAUCCUUGAAUGGAUCAAGAAAAUGAUACUUUUUCAUGAUUUAUGAAUUUUUGAAACAGUAAAAAAUGUUGUUUGUUAGAGAGGGAAUUAGAAUCAAUCAUUGAAAAGAAUUCCGUAAUAUAAGAUUAUUUUGAAACAGUAAAAAAUUUCCAACAAAAAAGCCAUCUGUUGCACUUCUCCAACACAAAUAUUUAGUUAUUCAAUGAAUUUCUUAUUUUUUUUUCCUAAACACAUACAUUUUGCUCUUAUUUCAGACAGCUCAUGGAAGAAAAAGCAAAAGGAGCUCCAGAAUCAUCAGCAAUGAUUAUUUCGGAUCAUCGAAUGCUUCAAACGAUUUGUGAAAUUCAUCAGAAGUGAGUUUUUUGAGAAUGGGCGAAUUUGGGAAUUGAGUUAUGAUAACUUUUGUGCAUUUUUCCAGAAAAAAUCCAUCUUCGAAACAACACCAAUCUCAGGACGAUAAUUUUUGA
Molecule: messenger RNA, 15199 nt
Organism: Caenorhabditis angaria
Lineage: Eukaryota; Metazoa; Nematoda; Chromadorea; Rhabditida; Rhabditidae
Source: the annotation of a GenBank genome assembly